CGCAAAACCAGAACCACCACCUCAUUCUUCAUCCUACUGCGGUGGGCCUCUCCUACGUUUCCGAUUCCCCUUUCUUCAUCCUCAUUCAUGGUGCUCGACUGCUCGUAGACGUUGGUGUUUCCGCAAUUUUCGAUCCCCGAAAAAGGAAAGAAAGAGAAUGAAAAGAUAGUUUAUAGUAUCGGUAAAUUAUGGCGGAAGAAGCUAUAGUUGAAUUGGUGCCGGAAACCCUAGAAACUCCACAUCCAUCGGCAGCUUCUCCGACCGAUUCGCCAACCGCGGUCGUUUCCGAUCCCUCGCUCUUGCGAAAUGCAUCAUUCAGUAAACUCAACGCGCGAGCUCCCCAGUUCGUUCCUAGUAAGCAACCGCCUCCUCCUGCUUCUAUGUCUCCUCCGCUUCCGUCGAGGCUGGCUGUGAUGCCACCGCCUCCUGGUGCAGCUAUGAUACAUAUGUACUCAACCGUCCCCACAGCUGCCUACGGCUGGUCCGGCUUCACCUUACCACGUCUCGAUUCACAGUCCAGUGUCGGUUGCUCACGUGAUUCCGGUCCAGAAUCAUGAUCCGCAUCACAAUCAGCUACAUCACCAACGCCACCAUCAACAGUCGCCGCCGCAGCAGCACGUUGCAGUGCGGAAUCACAACAAUCAUCACCACCACCAUCACCAGCAGUUGCAUUGAUGGCGGAAAUAUUGCUUCUCUUUAGUGCUUAGGUUAUUCUCAUGGCUAAUGGAUGUAAGCGUUGUGGAUUUCCGGUUUUUUUUUAAUAGUUAGAAAUGUGUUGGAAAUUUUAAAUUAUUUUUUAAUUGCCAUGUCACACAUUUAACGGUCAACUUUUAGAGUUGACUGCCGCGUAAGUAAAAGUUAACGGAGUUGGACGGAGAGUGACCAAACGUGAACGGUUUCAGUAAACUGAAGUACCACCAAUGGAUUUAAAUAUUUUCAGUGACCAAACUUGAACGUUUUUUGUAAUCACAGUGACCAACCAUGCAAUUAACCCUUAAAAUUUUGAAGGACACAAAAGAAGAAGUUAAAAUUUGCAAAAAUAUUUCAAUUAAUAAAAAAAAGUGAAGAGCUUUCUUUUUCUCACCCUUCUCGUACGUUGUUAUAUGAUAAUAGAGAAUAUCGCGAUCUAGAUCCCACAAAUAUCGUGCAAUAUCAGUUACUCGUGUAAUUUUGGAAGAAUGAGAAACCACAUUGGCAUCCACAUCAUCAAUCUUCCGCUUCUUCGUUUAACCCCCUGCUACAUACUAUUUACUUGAUCAGAUCAUCGUCAUAUAGCUAGCUAGUAACAUGUCACUCAUGAACAUAAUAAACAUAAUGAACAAUUCUCACAACUCUACUUUCCAUUUUAACAUCCAAGGCAUCGAGUUGCAAUAGGCCUCCAAGGAAAAUGAUCAAUUAUUCAACCAAAGGAGAGAUGCUCCAAGUCCAAGCAACAAACCCUUUGAACUAUAUGUUACAGGUUUACAUCAAAGUAUACAGGAUAACUGAGAACCAUAAAACAACUACCAAAAUAACGAAGAAGAAAUACAACCAUUGAAUCGAAAAGGGAAAUUUACUAUCCAGCCGCCGUAAUCUGGAAGAAAUUAAGAAAAGAAUGGGAAGAGGACUAUAACUCAGCCAGUCAACCGCUAGCAGUCAGAUAUCUCCGAUGAAGUAAGAUCAAUUGCCCGCUGCGGAUCAAAAGGGAAGAGAGAGAAAUGAUAGGUUGGACUUUUCUUCGUCAAUAGGAAAAAAUAUGUUAGAGUUGUUCAAUUCUUUCCCAACAAAUCAUUGCAUCAUGUAACUCCCGCAUCCUAUUCUCCUACAAAGAGAAAAAAAAAACUCAAUAUGCCUUACCAUUUCCUUUCCUAUAUCUAUAUACAAAAAAGUAGAGAAGACAAAUUCUAGAAACUCAAAAUUUAAGCAAAUAAGAAGAGAGCUUUUUUUUGUGGGGCUUGAUCUAGUUUCUUUAUUAUCAAUGUUGUGUUUUAUUUUCAAUGUUGUAUGGGAAAAGGAAUUGGAACAAACCAGAAUGUUACAUUCAUUUUUAUUAACUUAAUUUACUUUUUAUUGAUAAUGAUGACAAUUUAAAGAGUAAGCAAAAAAGCACACCAAUUAGACCUUGUCCAGCGUCGAAGGGUGAGAGCUAGCCAUGUACCGAUGUAGUUUUAGAUUCCAACAAUAUUAAGUAAUGAUUAUUUAUGAUUUCUUGGAAUUUUUUUUAUAAAAUGUAAUAACUCGUAGAAACAUGGUGACAUUUUACAUACAUUUGAAUUCUUGAAUGUAUUGUAGACAUAUCUAUUAAUAUAUAAGAAUAUGUAUAACUAUUUUAUUUUAAUUUUUAACCCUGAUUAAUACCUUUGAACUCGGCUCAUCGACUGAAAUAUGAAAACGAAACUUUGUGGCUAGGAUAACUCGAUCUAAAUACAAAUUACUUACUGUU
This is a messenger RNA of Linum trigynum, 2422 nucleotides long. The record is from the annotation of a GenBank genome assembly. Lineage: Eukaryota; Viridiplantae; Streptophyta; Magnoliopsida; Malpighiales; Linaceae.